AUGUCCGUAGACCAAACGAUAAACGAACUUAGCGGCACAUUAGCACAACUCAGCACAUUAGUUGCACAUAUAAAUGGACAAAUAAAUGGUAUUACGAGUAGGAUUAAUCUCACAUUGGAUAAUUUCGAUCAGGCUGUGGCGAAUAUAGCGAAAGAUGCUGGUUCGGUCACCUAUCAAGUUGGAGAUUCUGUAUCACAGGUAAUAGUUAUCUUUUCAAUGAUUUUUUUAAAAUUACGUUUUUUGUGCUAUUCUCAAUUACGUUUUCAUUCAGUGUGA
Messenger RNA from Cylicostephanus goldi, 276 nucleotides. The record is from the annotation of a GenBank genome assembly. NCBI's taxonomy places the organism in Eukaryota, Metazoa, Nematoda, Chromadorea, Rhabditida, Strongylidae.